AUGGCAGACGCGUCAUCAACCAACCAGUCUAUCGUCCAGACACUUAACGAUGCGCAACGCCGUGCCGUGAGCUCCGGUGCAACUACGGUUGCGAUUCUUGCAGGCCCAGGGAGCGGCAAAACGCAUACAUUAGCCUCUCGGGUCGUCUGGCAGGUCGAUGUUGUUGGCUAUCGACCUCAGGAUGUUGUGGUGGCUACCUUCACCGUCAAGGCCGCACGCGAGAUGGGUGAGCGCAUCUGUAAGGUUUUGGGACCAGAAAGGGGACAUAAGGUUGUGCUUGGGACUUUUCACAGCAUAGCGAGGCGCUACCUCGCGGCGUACGGCAAAAAAAUCGGACUGGACCAGAAGUUCGGCAUUGCAGACGAUUCCGACUCUCGAGCAAUCAUCACCCGUAUAUGUAAAAGACACCAGCUUGGAAUUGACCCCGCCAUGGCCAGAGGAUGGAUCAGCAAGAAAAAGAGCAGGGCCAACGAUCGUGUUGUCUUGUCACAGCAAGAGAAAGCAACCAAGCCAGGCAAACAGCAGCCGAUCCAUUCACGAGAGCUGGAAACUUGCUAUGAAGAGUAUCAAGCACAGCUUACAAGAUCAAACUUGCUAGACUACGAUGACCUGCUUGUCAAGGGUGUCGAACUAUUGCGCACGGCACCAGAGUGUGUCUCAAACGUGCAGGCUGUCUUGAUCGAUGAAUAUCAAGACACGAACGGAGUGCAGUAUGACUUAAUGAAGCUGCUCGCACAGCGUCGUGGCCGUAUCACUGUCGUUGGAGACCCCGAUCAAAGUAUCUACGGAUGGCGCUCGGCCGACACUAGGAAUCUUAGCCGUAUGUUUACCGACUUUCCAACUACAGACAAAAUCGCAUUGGAAGAGAACUAUAGAUCUUCAGAAAGUAUUCUCGCAACUUCUCUCAAAAUUAUUCAACAAGAAGAGAAGCGGUUCGACAAGGUGCUAAAAGCCGUGCACACAAGAGGAACCAAACCAGUCCUGCGGAAGCUGAGAAAUUCGGCACAGGAGGCUGAAUGGAUCGUCGCCGAGCUUCGCAGGACCAUCCUUCUCUCUGGAGAGAUGAUGACCCACGAUGACGUAGCUGUACUUCUCCGGUCAGCAGCACUCUCUAGGCACAUCGAGAGCGCUUUGGGCAAGGCAGGGAUUCCUUACCGAAUGGUUGGGGGGUUUAAAUUCUACGAACGCGCAGAAAUAAAAAUCAUCCUCGACUACCUGCGCGUUAUCUAUCAACCGGACAACAAUGAUGCCCUGGCCAGAAUCAUCAACGUUCCAAAACGAGGAGCUGGUGACGCAACCAUCAAAGCCCUUCUUGAGGAAGCUGAGAAGUCCCAACAGAGUUUAUGGUCUCUGCUCCGAAAGCAUUGUACCGGAGGCAAGCAAGCAAAGACAACACUUCGGAAGCAAGUUGAGCAAAAGAUCUCGGGUGGUCUCAUCAGAUUGAUACUGGAUAUCCGCAAGAAGAUGGAAGAAUCCACACCCGAGAAUCCUUAUAGUAUGCUCGAUGUCAUCAGCCAAGUACUCUCUCGACUAGAUUUUGAGCAGCAUCUAAAAGACACAUACAAUGAUGAAUGGGAAGGCAGGUGGGCGAAUGUACAGGAGUUCAUCAACCUGGCUACAGACUUCAUGACGGGAAAUGAAGCCGAAGAGGAGCUUCCGGAGAUUGAUGGCCUGCAGCAGACCCGCGAGCGCGACACCCUGGCCAGAUUCCUCGCCAACGUGUCACUUGCGACAGAUGUGCAAAACAAUGACCCUGGCCAAAAUCGGCCGAUGGUUACGGUAUCAACUAUUCAUGCGGCCAAAGGCCUGGAGUGGCCGGUUGUGUUCAUACCGGCGGCAUAUAAUGGUAGCAUACCGCAUAUACGAUCCGAGGAUGGUGACGAGGAACGCAGGUUGUUAUAUGUGGCAAUGACACGGGCACAGGCGCUUCUGUACUUGAGUUAUCCGGUUGUCGGUGGCUAUGGUAACGGCGAGAAGGUUACACUAUCCUCUUUUCUCUCGGGUGUGCAAGGGUAUUUUGCAGUACAAGGGCCAACUUUUAACUCUGCCGUCCUGGAGGAGCUGGCUCGCAUUUUACGAAGGAAAGCCCCAUCGCAAAAGGACGUGUUUGGCCGGUUGAAGCCAUUCGAAGUGUCCAUGGAGGACGAUAUUUUCCCUAGCGAUCCUGAGCAGGAUUUGGGUAGGUCCGGGAAUAAGAUGCGUCUGAGCCGGUCAAGUUCAGGAUCGGAAGUAUCACAAGGGCAACCGCCGACAAAAAGGCAAAGAAUCCAUUCAGCGAGCGGAGGGCUGGAGCAACACGAUCGGUCAUGGCAUCAAGAAUAUUCGACAACAAUGCAACAGGCAUCUGGGUUCACAGUGUCAUCGCUUCCUGGGUUUGUCACUGCUGGGGCGCAUCACUCUGCGUUCCCUUCCCCUAAUCCACAGUAUAGCAGAGACUCAAAAACAGGUCAGCCAAAUCGCGGUACUGGCCAGAAGAACUUGUUAGGCUUCGUGACCAAUUCCGGGCAACCAAGAGCGGGAACAGGAUUACAGAAGCAGAUAUCACAAGCGCCUCAAAACCGUGGUGGUGCCCAACAUCCAAGACCUCCACAGUCAGGACGUCAGCAGGGUUGGGGUAAUGACCAGACGGCAGGCAAACCGGCGAUAGCGCCAGAAUUGGCGAACCAUCGCCUGGGGGGUGUGCGCUCAACAACAUUGCCCCGACCGGUACCUGAAGCGAAGCGGGAACAUGGUGACAAUUCGACUAGAAAUCAAUAUGCGCACCUUUCCAGCUCUCCAACAAAAGCUCAGCCGCCAGAGGAAGCCAAAGACCCCACAUCAUCACCUCCCGCACCGACGCGACCUGUUUCCACCUUUCACACCACGACCUGCACUAUGCCACAAGGCCAAGGAGGCUUUAAGAGGCCAGCUGCGUUGACCAGAGAGGGUAUAGCUCCUAUGGACAGGUUACGGAAGCCAUUUAAGCCGCUUACCAUCAACCGUUCAAUGGGAAGAUAG
This is a messenger RNA of Pyricularia grisea, 2997 nucleotides long. RefSeq lists its product as uncharacterized. Gene Ontology annotation, molecular function: 3'-5' DNA helicase activity; hydrolase activity; DNA binding. Bases 1 to 2997 code for a protein of 998 amino acids. NCBI's taxonomy places the organism in Eukaryota, Fungi, Ascomycota, Sordariomycetes, Magnaporthales, Pyriculariaceae. The record is from RefSeq and is a predicted model, not a curated record. The transcript is spliced from 2 exons. Gene Ontology annotation, biological process: recombinational repair. Gene Ontology annotation, cellular component: nucleus.